AUGUGUCUGGUAGACAGAAGCACAAACAGGAAUUCUACAGAGGUGCAACCUGUUCUAGGACUAUUCUUGGGAACCAUCUCACUGAUUACAGUGGUUAUGAAUAUUUUGGUCCUAUAUGCUGUGAAAACAGAAAAGAAGCUACAGACAGUUGGCAAUCUUUAUAUUGUCAGUCUUUCAUGUGCAGAUGUUAUAGUUGGUGCAGCUGUGAUGCCACUAAACAUUGUAUACUUGCUGAAGGAUAAGUGGAUUUUGACUAGAGAAGCUUGCUUGUUUUGGCUAUCAAUGGAUUACGUAGCCAGCACAGCUUCUAUAUUCAGCCUUUUCAUUCUCUGUGUAGAUCGCUAUCGUUCAGUCCAACAGCCUUUAAAAUAUCUCAAGUAUAGGACCAAAACUAGAGCCUCGGUCAUGAUUUCAAUAGCUUGGUUGCUGUCUUUCCUGUGGGUGAUUCCUAUACUCGGCUGGCGUAAAUUCACAGAUCACAGUACUAUGACAAUUAAUAACAGAACUUAUGAUGAAAAAGUAUGUGAAACAGAUUUUUGUAGAACCACUUGGUUUAAAGUCUUGACAGCCACAAUCAACUUCUAUGUACCAUCAUUGCUGAUGCUGUGGUUCUAUGCAAACAUUUACAGGGCUGUCUGCAAGCAUUAUCAGCAUCGGCAGCUCAUAAAUGGAUUAUACAGAUGUAACUCUAAUAACACGAGUGUGCAUAAUGGAAAGAUUCAGGAAAUGCAAAAGAUUUGUUCCCAACGUUCAAAUAAAGACCGAGGAUUUUCUUUCAGUGCAAAUGAUAGCUUUGAGCACAACAAAAUAAGGGAAUCUAAACUUCCAUUAGGCAGCUUCGUUAAAAUUUCGAAGGAUUUUCCCAAAGGAAGUGACCAUGAAGUAAUAAAACUUAACUGUUUCCCUCUAGCUAUAAUGCAGAAAGAUUUUGAGCUAGGCAAUACAAAGGGAAAAUAUGCCUGUGUCAGUAACAGUGUUGAAAAUAUAAAAAAUCCUAUCUCCCAGUUAGGCAAAAUAUCACGUAGGCAGAAUUUUGCAGGAGGAUCAUUGCCUAGAAUUCACUCAGAUCCCUCCCUAAAACAAAAUUCUCAUCCUGAGCAACUUUUUCCUCAGAGGUAUUCUAACGGAGGAGAUCCUCUUAGUCUCCGUUACCUGAAAGAGACAUGGGGAAAGCUACGUACUCAUUCUGUUUGCCAGAGUCAAAAGCUGCACGUGAACAGGGACAGAAAGGCUGCCAAACAAUUAGGUGUCAUAAUGGCAGUUUUUAUGCUAUGUUGGAUACCAUAUUUUGUAUUGUUUAUGGUCAUGGCCUUUUGUGAAAUAUGCUAUAACCGUCCUUUUCACAUGUUUACAAUUUGGCUUGGCUAUGUGAAUUCUACAUUAAAUCCAUUUAUAUAUCCACUCUGUAAUGAACACUUCAAAAAGGCUUUCAAAAAGAUAUUUCAUAUUAAAACUUAAACUUACUGCAGAGAAAAUUAUAUUUGGGGGAGAGGGCAGAACAGCAGGUUUAUGUUGGAAAGAAAAAAAUCUGGUAUUAUUUAAAAGUCUUGUAAAAAAAAGUAAACACUGGUUUUGUGUGUCUUAAAAAAGUUGUUUUUCUGUUUCUGGUGGUUUGUGGCCUUUUUAAUGGUAGAUUUUAUUGUUUAAAACAAGAUUGAGCUAGAAUGAAAUAUACUGCUAUUUAACAUGGCUUCUAAAUGCUGACUUUUAUAUUGGAUCAUUCUAAUCAGUGUUUAGUUUACCACAGCCACUUUUCAAAUGUUUAUAUAUUGUGUUAUAGUAGUCUUUGUGUUCCUGAAUCUU
This is a messenger RNA of Protobothrops mucrosquamatus (brown spotted pit viper), 1803 nucleotides long. It is a transcript of the gene HRH1, whose product is annotated as histamine receptor H1. The record is from RefSeq and is a predicted model, not a curated record. NCBI's taxonomy places the organism in Eukaryota, Metazoa, Chordata, Lepidosauria, Squamata, Viperidae. Gene Ontology annotation, cellular component: membrane; dendrite. Gene Ontology annotation, biological process: chemical synaptic transmission; regulation of vascular permeability; G protein-coupled receptor signaling pathway, coupled to cyclic nucleotide second messenger. The coding region runs from base 1 to 1458 and encodes 485 amino acids. Gene Ontology annotation, molecular function: histamine receptor activity; neurotransmitter receptor activity; G protein-coupled serotonin receptor activity. The transcript has a single exon.